This is a messenger RNA of Toxotes jaculatrix (banded archerfish), 2841 nucleotides long. It is a transcript of the gene phc3a, whose product is annotated as polyhomeotic homolog 3 (Drosophila). NCBI's taxonomy places the organism in Eukaryota, Metazoa, Chordata, Actinopteri, Toxotidae. The record is from RefSeq and is a predicted model, not a curated record. Gene Ontology annotation, cellular component: PRC1 complex; nucleus. Gene Ontology annotation, molecular function: protein binding; zinc ion binding.
AUGGCCCGUGUCUUUCAAUACCAGGCAGGUACCGCCGACAAGAGGUUUCCUGUCACUGUCUGUGUGACCUGGGAGAUGGAGAGGCAGAGCCCAGGAGAGAGGCAGGCGGACACUAAUAGGACUGUAGCCACCACCCCCACCACAUCAGCUGCCGUCACCAUGGCAACAGUCAGCUCCGGCAGCACCACGUGCACCCAGGCGCCCUCCGCUUCCCUCAGCAUCACCCCAUCAGACAGACAGGCAGUCCAGGUGAUCCAGCACGCCAUCCACAGGCCUCAGAGCAUGGCGGCCCAGUACCUGCAUCAGAUGUAUGCAGCCCAGCAGCAGCAUCUCAUGCUGCAGACAGCAGCCCUGCAGCAGCACCAGCACACCCCCCAUCUGCAGAGUCUGGCCACCAUACAGCAGGCUUCAGUCUGUCAGAGGCAGUCUCCGUCUUCAUCCACUGGCAGUUUGGUUCAUCCUGCUGGCAUUUCCCAAAACUCAAUCACUUUACCAGCAUCUCCAGUGACGGCCCAGCUGAUUGGCCGUACCCAAACAUCCAACUCCACUGCUGCUUCAACCACCAUAUCCCAGCAGGCCAUGCUCCUGGGAAACCGGCCAGCCAAUUGUAACCAAGCUCAGAUGUACCUUCGAACUCAGAUGCUUAUUCUAACUCCUGCAGCCCCUGUGGCUGCAGUUCAAUCAGACCUCCCUGCCGUCACCUCCUGUUCCUCUUUACCUACCUCCUCUCAGGUUCAGAAUCUGGCUCUGCGUGCCCACUUGCCUGGAGCUCUGGCUACAGCCCACAGUGUCAUCUUAAAACCAUCCGCCCAGUCCCCAGCCCAGUCCCCAGCCCUGUCUCCAGCCACCUCUUUGUCCAAGACAUCAGUCUGUGCGGUAAAGAUGAACCAGUUGACUGAUGCCUCAGGUGAAACAGGUCACCAUGGACCGCAGGUUAUAACCCCAGCCUUCUCCCCAGUGCAGACCCACGCUCUAGCCAAGCAGCAGGUGUCCUGUGCAUCAGGCCAGCGGGUGGCUCACCACCAGCUUAUCCUGCAGCAGGCCACAGCCGGCACUCUCAACCACAGACAGCUCCAGCCCAUCGCCCUCAGAGUAGCACCCCAAGAAACCAACUCCAACCCUCUUCCUCUUUCAGUUAAACGACUGACUACUCACAGCACCCAGUUACAAACCAACAGCGAGCCCCAAGCCCCCUCUUCUUCUUCUUCUUCUUCGUCUUCUCCAUCUGUUACCAGUGUGUUAGCAUCAUCAGCUCAGACCUCAGUCCCUGCUACGACCAUUCAGCCUCAGCCUCCUCCUCUGGUGGCCGCUCCGCAGCGUCGGACAUCAUUCCCACAAGUGCAGAAUCAGCCUCCGCCUCCUCCUCCACCUCUGGUUCUCCCCAGGCUGCCCCAGAACCCCCCAGCGUCCCUCCAGAGGCUGUCUGUGCAUUCAGUCCAGGCCUUGGCCGUCCAGUCAGGGCAGGUGCUGCUCACAGAACAGGAGCUGCCUGUUGCAGAGGCCCUGGUCCAGAUGCCCUACCACAACCUGCCUCCUCCUCAAACGGUGGCUGUUGAUCUUAAAGUGCAACCGGUCAGACGCAAUGAAACUCCAUCGUCGGGGCAAACAUGUAAUGUGAAUGGACUGAGCCCAGAGGAGAGGAAAGAUGAAUGUUCCCCAAAUCGACAGAGAGACAGGACCCCUACACCUCUCAUUGUGUCUCCUAAGCAGAAUGCUGCAGUGAAGGGUUCAUUACCUGUCAUAUCCAGUCACUCAGUGAUCAGGUCACCACAGGUGGAGGAGCCCUCCCAGCUCACCGCCACCAUCAGCAGCAGCAGCAGCAGCACCGGCAGCAACCCUCCUCCUCCAUCUCCUCCUCUACCCCUUCCCAUCCUUCCUAAUGCAGUAAGAGGUCCCAGUCAGCCUCCCUCUGCCCCAACCAGCCCAGACAGAAUACUUACAACGCCCGUCCUCACACACCUCAUAGAGGGCUUCGUCAUCAGAGAGGGCCUGGAGCCAUUCCCAUUGCAGGUGGGUCCUUCCUCACUCUUAGCUGAGCAGCAGGCUUCACUUCCAGAGUCCCAAGAGAUACACACUAAUGUGGAUGCAGCAGCAGAGGACAGUCCUCUGGAUGCUGACCAGUCAGAUUCAACAGACUCGGAGAUGGAAAACGAUGGCCCUACAGCAGAUGUUGCAGAGCUGAGGGAGAGCGUGGCAGGUGUGCUGCAGUGUGAAUACUGCGGAGGCAGAGGUUAUGCUCAGACAUUUCUGCGCUCCAAACGCUUCUGCUCCAUGACGUGUGUCAGAAGGUUCAGUGUGAGCUGCACCAAGCGUAUCACCAUGUUGAGAGCAGGCCGCUGGGGUUACAGGCCAGUGGGCAGGAGAGGACGACCCCCCAGCAGAGUCAAUGGAGCCUCCAGAGAGCAUUUCCUGAGACAGGGUCAUGGGUCAUAUGGCUCAGAGGAGACCCAUCAGAGCUCACUGAGAGAGGAGGAAGAGGAGGUGCAGGAGGAGGAAGAUGAGCCUCCCAUCCCCAUGAAGACCAGACUCCGGAAACAGGCUGAGAGGGAGCGAGAGAGGGCGAGAGAGCAGGAGAGAGAGCAGAGGAUGUCAGAAACAAUCAGUGUUUCUGACGGAGACGGAGACGUCGGCUGUCCGUCCCAGUGGACCGUGGACCAAGUGUUUGCCUUUAUCAACUCCCUGCCAGGUGGUCAAGAUAUAGCUGAACAGUUUCGCUCCCAGGAAAUAGACGGACAGGCUCUGCUGCUUCUCACAGAGGAUCACCUGGUCAGCACCAUGAACCUUAAACUGGGACCUGCACUGAAACUCUGCGCCCACAUUAACUCGCUGAAAGAUGCGUAA